UAUCUUCAGUGUGAUAAUAGGAAAUGCUCCCUUUUUGGAAGUGAACUCAACAGUUGUGCCAACUUGUCCAGAAAUUGUGUAACACAUACAUGUGGGCCUAGGCCUAUGUCUUCAACUGUCGGAAUUACGAUAUCGCCAUUGCCGUGUUCGGUUGCAAGGGAGCAAUUGGGACUUCCAAGUGGAAGGAUGCAGGAGGACUGUGAGAUGGGAGAUUUUGUCUCAUGUUGUCUGACUUUCAGUGAUGAAGUAAUUGGCAGGCUGAUGCCGCAAUCAUGAGGAUGGACAGAGCAGAUGAGUAGGAGGCAGGGACUGCAUUCGGGAUGCACCACGUAAUACGGACACUGAGGAUGGACAGAGCAGAUGAGUUGGAGGCAGGGAUUGCAUCAGGGAUGCACCUCACAAUACAGACACUGAGGAUGGACAGAGCAGAUGAGUUGGACGCAGGGAUUGCAUCAGGGAUGCACCUCACAAUACAGACACAGAGGAUGGACAGAGCAGAUGAGUUGGAGGCAGGGAUUGCAUCAGGGAUGAACCACACCAUACAGACACUGGGGAUGGACGGAGCAGAUGAGUUGGACGCAGGGAUUGCAUUUGUAAUGCAUUACAUAAUACAGACACUGAGGAUGGACAGAGCAGAUGAGUUGGAGGCAGGGAUUGCAUCCGGGAUGCACCACACAAUACGGACACUGAGGAUGGACAGAGCAGAUGAGUUGGAGGCAGGGAUUGCAUCCGGGAUGCACCACACAAUAGAGACACUGAGGAUGGACAGAGCAGAUGAGUUGGAGACAGGUAUUGCAUUUGUAAUGCAUUACAUAAUACAGACACUGAGGAUGGACAGAGCAGAUGAGUUGGAGGCAGGGAUUGCAUCCGGGAUGCACCACACAAUACGGACACUGAGGAUGGACAGAGCAGAUGAGUUGGAGGCAGGGAUUGCAUCCGGUAUGCACCACACAAUACAGACACUGAGGAUGGACAGAGCAGAUGAGUUGGAGACAGGUAUUGCAUUUGUAAUGCAUUACAUAAUACAGACACUGAGGAUGGACAGAGCAGAUGAGUUGGAGACACAGAUUGCAUCCGGGAUGCACCACACAAUACAGAUGCGAUGCAAGAACCGUGUUGACGCGUUUUGGUAA
Acanthaster planci (crown-of-thorns starfish) is the source of this 1133-nucleotide messenger RNA. RefSeq lists its product as uncharacterized. The record is from RefSeq and is a predicted model, not a curated record. NCBI's taxonomy places the organism in Eukaryota, Metazoa, Echinodermata, Asteroidea, Valvatida, Acanthasteridae.